Messenger RNA from Pistacia vera, 1140 nucleotides. RefSeq names its product cytosolic sulfotransferase 18-like. Gene Ontology annotation, cellular component: cytoplasm. Gene Ontology annotation, biological process: sulfation. Gene Ontology annotation, molecular function: aromatic desulfoglucosinolate sulfotransferase activity. The record is from RefSeq and is a predicted model, not a curated record. Bases 62 to 946 code for a protein of 294 amino acids. Lineage: Eukaryota; Viridiplantae; Streptophyta; Magnoliopsida; Sapindales; Anacardiaceae. The transcript has a single exon.
AGAAAAACAAUUAGCCUCUCCAAAAAUAACCCUGGAAACAUGCAAAAAGAUAAUUUCAUCAAUGUCCCUUCCUGAAGAAAACGGAUGGAAUGACUUCCAACCUCUUUGUUUUUACCAAGGCUUUUGGUGGCACUCUUAUUUCAUAGAAAGAGCCCUCUUUGCCCAAGAAAACUUCAAGGCUCAACCGCGCGAUAUUUUUAUUUGCAGCGCUCCUAAAACCGGUACCACUUGGCUUAAGGCCUUGACUUUUGCCACUCUAACUAGAACCCAUUUCAGAAAUUCUCCAAAUCCUUUGCUCUCUAAAGUAUCCCAUGAUUGUAUGCCCUUUAUGGAGAUGGAUUGCAUUGAGAAUCCAUUUAUACCUGAGAAAGAUUUCCCCCUUUGUGCCACUCAUAUUCCAUAUUCUUCCUUACCGAAAUCUGUCAUCGACUCAGGUUGUAAAAUUAUUUACAUUUGUAGGGAGCCAAAGGAUUCAUUUGUUUCACUAUGGCACCAUACAAAUAAGCUAAGACCAAAGAACAAUGAUAACAUUUCUUUAGAGGAGGCCUUUGAGUUGUAUUGUAAUGGAAAAUCUCCUUAUGGACCCUAUUGGGACCAUGCUUUAGUGUACUGGAAAGCAAGUCUGGAAUUUCCGGAUCGGUUGUUGUUUCUAAAGUAUGAAGACGUGAUGAGAGAUACUACAUUUUACUUGAAGAAGUUGGCCGAGUUCAUUGGGUAUCCUUUCUCCUUACAGGAAGAAAAGGAAGGUGAAUUGCAGAAAGUUAUAAGAUUGUGCAGCUUUGAAAAUCUGAGCAAUUUGGAGGUGAAUAAGACUAAAAAAUCUGUUUUCUUCCGUAAAGGUGAAGUUGGAGAUUGGGAAAAUCUGUUGACGUUGGAGAUGGGAGAAAGGCUAGACAAAAUCAUGGAGAAGAAGUUGCGGGGAUCCGGGUUGACAUUCAAGUCUUGAUUGAGAUAUAAAUAUCAAUGUGUCAGUUGUAUUACUGUUUCAAGCAAGGUAAAAAUACAUCUCUAGCUAUUAUGUAGUCCUCACAAUAAUUGUGAUACCUCUCUUGAUUAUAUUUUAACACAUACAAUUGUAGAGGAUUGAAUCGAUUUGGAUAUCUCCCCCUAUCUAAACAAAAAUACGAUGCAACUCUAACA